UCACUGUCCCCACACUUAGCCAAAUCAAACAUCUCCUUAAUUUAUAGAUGAGGAACACAACACAUAUGGUUUGAGCCAUCUCUUUAUUGGAUACAUGGAGAGGCACCAAAAUAACAAAGAAGAAGAAGAAGAAGAGAUUAGGCUCUCAAUAUGGGAUUGUGGGAGCCCUUUAUAUGACUCCUAUGAGCUUGCCUCUCUUUGUAGCCUCAUCGACCGCCACGUCGUAGCAUUGCCGUCGUUCUCGGAGGGCUCUGGUGCAAAGUUUGCCGGCCGGUCGCGAGGAGAGUUUAGCGAGAGCGCGAGGAGAAGGAAGUUGAUGGUUGUUGCGCGGAAGGAGAAGAUAGAGGAGGAGGAGAAGAAGAUGAGUAAGGCGCGAUUGCGCGCUGUUUUCAAAGCCAUUGUUUUCUGGAGAAGAUUAUAAGAGGUUUAGUCUUUGCCACUCUGAACAUCUUACAUGUACUAGGAGCCAAUACAUAUAUAACUUUGUUAAGAAUCUAAAAGGGAGGCGUGUUUAUAUAUCUUUGUUGAAGAAAAAGAAAAAAUAAAAGGGGUGAAAAUGAGAGAUGUAAAGAGGAAUGAUGGAUAUGUGGAUUUUUCUGCCUCUUUUUUUUUUUUUCCCCAGCAAAAAAGAUUAUAUGAUCUAAUGUUGUAAUGGAAGAUAAUAAUAACAGGAGCCAUUCAUUUA
This is a messenger RNA of Ananas comosus (pineapple), 685 nucleotides long. RefSeq lists its product as uncharacterized. The record is from RefSeq and is a predicted model, not a curated record. NCBI's taxonomy places the organism in Eukaryota, Viridiplantae, Streptophyta, Magnoliopsida, Poales, Bromeliaceae. The coding region runs from base 95 to 421 and encodes 108 amino acids. The transcript has a single exon.